Molecule: messenger RNA, 672 nt
Organism: Sugiyamaella lignohabitans
Lineage: Eukaryota; Fungi; Ascomycota; Dipodascomycetes; Dipodascales; Trichomonascaceae
Gene: TAF11
Product: Taf11p
Exons: 1
Coding region: 1-672 (223 amino acids)
Biological process (GO): transcription initiation at RNA polymerase II promoter; RNA polymerase II preinitiation complex assembly
Cellular component (GO): nucleus; transcription factor TFIID complex
Molecular function (GO): transcription coactivator activity; protein heterodimerization activity
Source: RefSeq, a predicted model, not a curated record
AUGCCUCCAAGGAAAUCGAAAAAAGAAGCUUCCCGGCUGAAAUCCGAAGCGGCAAGAACGCCGUCUGCUGGUGAUGGGCUUGACGAUGAUGAUAACUUCGUGGCCCAUGCUGGAAAUAGUGAAAGAAGACCAGAUCAGUAUGACGAAGAAGAAGAAGAAGACGACGAUGAGGAUGAUGCUAUGGGAUUAGGAGUUACAAGUGCAAGAGCUGGUGCCAAUGGCAUGGCAGGUCUGUCAGUUGGAGGAGAAAACGGAGCCAUAAAUGGAGUCAUGGCAGCAGAUCUGGAACGAGAGAAAAUGAAUCUAUUGCUAGCCAACUUCAACGAAGACCAAAUGUCUCGUUACGAAGCGUUCCGUCGAGCAAACAUCAACCGAAACGGCGUCAAAAAGCUGGCCAAUGCCAUUCUCAACCAGUCCAUUACCCCCAAUGUAGCCGUGGCCCUUUCUGGUAUGUCCAAAGUGUUUGUUGGCGAAGUAGUCGAACGAGCCCGCGACAUCCAGCUCCGAAUGAACCCACCCCAAUCAUUCGAAGAGUACGAAAACCGCGGUGCCGUUCCCCUGAAACCAGAGCACCUCCGUGAAGCGUGGCGAAUGAUGAAACUCGAGGCCGGCACCGUCCCCAACGCGCACUGGCGCCGCCAGGGCAACGCCGACGGCAUGUUCUUCCGAUAG